AUGACCAACAAUUUCAUACAAUUUCUCCUUCUGGGAGUUCUGAUCGGCUGUUGCCUCACCCACGUUAGAUCCGAUGCCUCCGAUCACCGCUUCAAGGUCGGUGACCCCGUCCCUCUCUACGCCAACAAGGUUGGCCCUUUCCAUAACCCCAGUGAAACUUAUCGCUAUUUCGAUCUGCCAUUCUGCUCCCCAGAUGCUGUAAUAAAAGAGAAGAAGGAAGCCCUUGGUGAGGUGUUGAAUGGGGAUCGUCUCGUCAGUGCUCCUUAUAAACUCAACUUCAGAGACGAGAAAGAUUCUACUGUUGUUUGUAGGAAGGAGCUGAACAAGGAAGAAGUUGCUCAGUUUCGGAGUGCUGUGGAGAAGGACUAUUACUUCCAAAUGUAUUAUGAUGACUUGCCAAUUUGGGGUUUCAUUGGUAAAGUUGACAAGGAAGGGAAAACUUACCCGAGCGAGUACAAGUAUUUCCUUUACAAACAUAUUCAGUUUGAUAUUCUUUACAACAAGGAUCGUGUCAUUGAGAUCAGUGCGCGAAUGGACCCUCAUUCUUUGGUGGACUUGACGGAGGAUAAAGAUGUUGAUGCGGAGUUCAUGUACAGUGUGAAAUGGAAGGAGACUGACACCCCUUUUGAAAAGAGGAUGGAAAAAUACUCGCUUUCUUCUUCACUGCCACAUCAUUUGGAAAUUCAUUGGUUUUCAAUCAUAAACUCAUGUGUGACAGUUCUAUUGUUGACUGGUUUUCUAGCUACGAUUCUCAUGCGGGUUCUUAAGAAUGACUUCAUGAAAUAUGCCCAAGAUGAGGAAGCUGCUGAUGACCAAGAAGAGACUGGAUGGAAGUACAUUCAUGGUGAUGUGUUUCGAUUCCCAAAACACAAGUCUUUGUUUGCUGCUGCCCUUGGUGCCGGUACCCAGUUGUUCACUCUCACGGUAUUUAUAUUUAUGCUUGCACUGGUUGGUGUAUUUUAUCCAUACAACCGAGGAGCUCUAUUUACUGCACUGGUGGUCAUAUAUGCACUCACUUCUGGGAUUGCUGGAUAUACAGCUUCCUCUUUCUACUGUCAGCUUGAAGGGUCAAACUGGGUGAGGAAUCUGUUGCUGACUGGAUGCCUCUUCUGCGGGCCACUGUUCCUGACAUUCUGCUUUCUUAAUACUGUUGCCAUUGCUUAUAGUGCAACUGCAGCAUUGCCUUUUGGCACAAUUGUGGUUAUAGUUCUCAUUUGGACAUUAGUCACAUCACCAUUACUUGUGUUAGGUGGUAUUGCUGGUAAAAACACUAAAGCAGAGUUCCAAGCCCCCUGCCGUACCACAAAGUAUCCUAGAGAGAUCCCACCGCUGCCUUGGUAUAGGAGUGCCAUUCCUCAGAUGGCAAUGGCAGGUUUUCUCCCUUUCAGUGCUAUAUAUAUCGAGCUUUACUACAUAUUUGCCAGUGUUUGGGGCCACCGGAUUUACACAAUAUACAGCAUCCUCUUUAUUGUCUUCAUUAUUCUGCUGAUUGUUACUGCUUUCAUUACUGUGGCUUUGACAUACUUCCAACUUGCUGCUGAAGAUCAUGAAUGGUGGUGGAGGUCUUUCCUUUGUGGUGGAUCUACUGGUGUGUUUAUCUAUGCAUAUUGCUUGUAUUAUUAUUAUGCACGAUCGGAUAUGUCUGGUUUUAUGCAGACCUCGUUUUUCUUUGGCUACAUGGCUUGCAUCUGCUAUGGCUUCUUCCUUAUGCUUGGGACAGUGGGUUUCCGCGCCUCAUUGUUUUUUGUUCGUCAUAUAUACAGGUCUAUCAAAUGUGAGUGAGUAGCCAGUCUCUCUGUUGCAUUAACUUAAUCAUAAAGGUCUAUGAUUUUUGUUAGAACUUAGGUUGUAGAGUGCCUCAGGUAUCAAGCUUAACCAAGUCUAUGCCUUCUUGUGGGCGUAUGUAAUUAUGUGGCAAACAGGCCCCUAUGAUUAUCCUAUAUAAUUUUAUUCACACCAUUAUAUCAUAUGUUUUGUUUAAUUACGUAGAAAGCAAGUCCUUUUUGUGUUACGGGAUUUGGGUAAACACAUUUCGAAGUUUUAACUUUUUUUGUUUUACUACAAAAUUGUCUAUUACACAACUUUAUUUUUAUUA
Pistacia vera is the source of this 2095-nucleotide messenger RNA. Its product is annotated as transmembrane 9 superfamily member 2. Gene Ontology annotation, biological process: protein localization to membrane. NCBI's taxonomy places the organism in Eukaryota, Viridiplantae, Streptophyta, Magnoliopsida, Sapindales, Anacardiaceae. Gene Ontology annotation, cellular component: membrane. The coding region runs from base 1 to 1782 and encodes 593 amino acids. The record is from RefSeq and is a predicted model, not a curated record. The transcript has 7 exons.